Messenger RNA from Corticium candelabrum, 1418 nucleotides. Its product is annotated as phosphatidylinositol 4-kinase type 2-alpha-like. Lineage: Eukaryota; Metazoa; Porifera; Homoscleromorpha; Homosclerophorida; Plakinidae. Gene Ontology annotation, molecular function: 1-phosphatidylinositol 4-kinase activity. Gene Ontology annotation, biological process: endosome organization; phosphatidylinositol phosphate biosynthetic process; Golgi organization. The record is from RefSeq and is a predicted model, not a curated record. The coding region runs from base 22 to 1410 and encodes 462 amino acids. The transcript has 9 exons. Gene Ontology annotation, cellular component: trans-Golgi network; lysosomal membrane; plasma membrane.
UUUAUCUAUUAGGCGUUGCGCAUGUCCUGCGACGAGCGUUCCAGUGCAGAAGAAGACCACAGUUGUCCACACCGACGGCAAAAAAUGAAUGCUGCAGAGCAGAGGCCUCUUCUCAAUUCAUCUCGUCACCGACAGUCAUCGACUAGCUCAACCGGCGACAACGAUCCGUCUCUGAUGAAUUAUUACCCAGAAGAUCCGGAAUUCUCGAUCAUCGUUCGCACAGCCGAGGCAGCCAUAGAUAACGAGGUCUAUCCCGAGAUUAUCAGCCAAGGAUCGAGUGGCAGCUACUUCGUGAAGAAAAUGAAUGGGAACAUUGUUGCUGUUUUUAAGCCAAGGAAUGAAGAACCGUAUGCUAUUAUGAAUCCUAAAUGGACAAAAUGGUUGCAGAGAAAGUGUUGUCCGUGUUGCUUUGGAAGAGGAUGUUUACUAAGGAAUGUUGGAUAUUUGUCAGAAGCAGGAGCCAGUAUAGUAGAUACACAUCUUGAGUUGGGAAUAGUUCCAAAAACUAGGGUUGUGUGGCUUGCUGCUGAAACAUUUCACUACUCAGCAUUAGAAAGAGCUGAGAGGAAGACAAAGGAACAACUUAUAAACCGGUUUCCCGAAAAAUUAGGAAAACGACUGAAAGGUGGUCUUCCACCAAAGGUGGGAUCUUUUCAAUUAUUUGUGAAAGGGUAUUCAUCUGCCAGUGAUAUGCUGCGGAAGUUUGAAGAGAGUCCUUUACCAGGAACAGUAAAUGAGCAAUUCCAGAAAGAGUUUGAGAAACUAGUAAUUUUGGACUACAUUAUUCGUAAUACAGACAGAGGACAUGAUAACUGGUUGAUCAAGUAUGACAUUGCUGAUCUUGGCUCAGUUGACUCAGACAAACAAAGCUCUCAAGACGUUGAUACUGCAGAAAACUCUAAUCGGUUGAAAGAUGACAAAGAAGAUGAUGUUGAGGGGAUUGAAGAGUGGAGUGUUGUACAUCAUGGAGAAGUGAAGAUAGCUGCUAUAGACAAUGGCUUGGCGUUUCCAUUCAAACAUCCAGAUGAGUGGAGAGCUUAUCCAUAUCAUUGGGCAUGGACUCCAAUGGCAAAAAAGUCUUUCUCGGAAGAUAGUGUCAAUUUAGUUUUGCCGAAGUUGUCAGAUGAAGAGUUUGUUGAAAGCUUAGUUGGUGACAUUUAUCAACUUUUCAAGACAGAUAAGAAUUUCACUACGUCAUCAUUUGACAAUCAAAUGUCUGUAAUGAGAGGACAGAUUGCAAACCUGAAGAGAGCACUGUUGGAAAGAAUGAGUCCAUGGGACCUUGUCCGACUUCCUCUAGUGACUAUAGACAUAAAGCAGCAUGACCCCGGUACUGUAGGUUGGAGAAACAAACGACGUUCAUUUAUUCAAUCAAUUCAAAAGAAAGCGCCGUUUUUUUCUUGUUGUUAAGAUUUGCU